AUGAUGCACGCCCAGUACCGUCCCACGCGCAGGCCGGUACCCCCGUUACGCGCCGGUGGUGACCUCGGCACCCCGUGUACCGGUGGGGCGCCCCGUAUGGCAGCAGUUGCCCCGUCGGGCAACAGUUUCCCGUUCUCGAGAUGGAUGAGUGCGCGCCCUCCCCCCCCACUCCCGCACGCGCCGUCCUCCCCCACUGCCGCAUGCGCCAUCCUCCCCGCUCUCACUCUGCCGUGUCAUGGGCGCGAUGGUCAUGCUGAUCUGCCGCCCUCGCGCUGA
This is a messenger RNA of Sparassis crispa, 276 nucleotides long. RefSeq lists its product as hypothetical. The record is from RefSeq and is a predicted model, not a curated record. The coding region runs from base 1 to 276 and encodes 91 amino acids. The transcript has a single exon. NCBI's taxonomy places the organism in Eukaryota, Fungi, Basidiomycota, Agaricomycetes, Polyporales, Sparassidaceae.